AUGAAGCGCGAGAUGACGCAGGAGGACAAAGAGCUCGCCGCCGCGGGCUACGAGCACCUCGAACGGAAGCGGUCCAAGGGCGCCAACGACAAGGACGAAGAGCACGAGAAGGUCGACAUUACCGAGCACCAUUUGCCAUUCGCGGAGCUGGCGGCGGCGCUCCAGACGAGUAUCGAUACCAAGGACCCUGGGGCUUCUGACGGGCUGACAGAAGCGGAGGCCAAGGCUCGUCUGGCAAGAGACGGGCCCAACGUGCUCACCCCGCCGAAGAAGAAAUCCGCGCUCCGGAAGUACUGGGACUGUCUGGUGACCAUGUUCAACAUCCUGCUCAUCAUCGCAGGUAUUCUGGAAUAUAUCCUCCUCGGUAUCGACUUCAAGGAUAACUUCCAAAAUACCUACCUUGGCGGCAUCCUGAUCGCAGUCGCCUUCAUCAACGCGUUCAUCGAGUUUUACCAGCUGCAAAAGAGCGAAGCGAUCCUGGCUAGCUUCUUGGCUAUGAUCCCGCCUUCAUGCCGCGUCGUCCGCGACGGUACCAUCGCCUCCAUCCCGGCCAGCGACCUCGUCAAAGGCGACGUCGUCCUUGUCCGCUCCGGAGACAAAACGCCGGCCGACCUGCUGAUGUUCGCCGCGACGGACCUCAAGAUCGACAACAGCUCGCUCACGGGCGAGUCGGAGCCUCAAGAGCGUCGCGGUAUGCCGGACGGGUCGCCGUCUCGCCCGGCCGAAGCCGAGAACCUGCUGUUCAACUCGACCCUGGUCGUCAACGGCGAAGGAUGGGGCGUCGUUGUCCGCACCGGCGACCACACGUUUAUCGGGCAGAUCGCCAAGCUGACUGGCGGCGAAUCUGGUAACAAGAGUCCCCUCGGUGUCGAAAUUGGUCAAUUCGUGGUCGCAGUGUCGUGCAUCGCGAUCGUCUUCGCGAUCGUGUUUUUCGCUGUUGGUAUCACCACCGCAUACAAGGGCGAUGCGGCUCUCACCGUGACAUUCGCCGUGUCCAUCUUGGUAGCAUUCGUCCCGGAGGGUCUUCCUUCCGUCGUAACGCUGCUGUUAUCCAUCGCCGCGAAACGGAUGGCGUCCCAGAACGUGCUCGUCAAGGACCUCCAGGGAGUUGAGACACUUGGCUCGCUCACGUUGUUAGCGACCGACAAAACCGGAACUUUGACCAGAAACCAGAUGACGGUUACCAACCUAUGGAGCGGAGGCCGGAUGUUCACCGCCUUUCAGUCGCCGGGCAUGAAGGAGCUUGUUGACAUUGCGGCCCUCAAUUCGCGUAUCAAGUUUGAUAAGACGGACGUUCCCUUUGACCAGCGGCAGAUCUUGGGCGAUGCCACCGAGACCGGUCUCACACGUUUCGCUGGACGCCAUAUUGCAGACUACGAUGCUCACCAAAAGCAGUAUCCGAAAUUUUUCGAAGUGCCCUUCAACUCGACCAACAAGUGGGCUCUGGUUAUCCUUAAGAAACCACACUCCACCGGUGACCUAACCUUGUAUAUCAAAGGCGCUCCCGAACGCGUCCUCGCUAAAUGUUCGGCCUACCUCAAGGACGGAGAUAUCUAUCCUAUGACCGAUGAAUUCCGCAAAUCUUACGACGAUGCCUACAACUACAUGGCAAGUCGUGGUCACCGUGUGAUUGCUUGCGCGCAGAGCCUCCUGUCAGGGGAACACUAUUCACUCGAUUACGCGUUCUCCAAGAACGACGGAAACUACCCCAGCACCGACUACUGCUUUGUAGGCUUGGUCUCGCUCGAAGAUCCGCCUAAACAUGGUGUUCGUGAAGCCAUUGGUACACUUCGUCUUGCCGGCAUCAAGGUCAUGAUGGUUACCGGCGACCAUCCUCUCACGGCGGAGGCGAUAGCCAGGAAGAUCAAUCUGAUCCUCGGUGACACCAAAGAAAGCCUCGCAAAGAAGACAAACCGACCUGUGGAAGAGAUAUACGAGGACGAAGUGACGGCCGUAGUCGUUCACGGCGACGACAUCGAUGGGUUGCAGGGGUGGCAAUGGGAUCAGAUCUUCAGCAAACAGGAAAUCGUGUUCGCCCGCACGUCUCCACAACACAAGCUUGAAAUCGUCAAACGCGCUCAGGCGCUGGGCCACAUCGUUGGAGUAACCGGAGAUGGCGUUAACGACAGUCCCGCGCUUAAGAAGGCCGAUCUCGGUAUUGCCAUGAAUAUCUCCGGAUCCGAUGUCUCGAAAGAGGCGGCGAACAUGAUCCUUCUAGAUGACAACUUCGCAUCCACUGUCAAAGGCGUAGCAGAAGGUCGUCAGAUAUUCGUGAAUCUCAAGCGCUCGAUUCAAUACACCAUCUCGCACAGCACGCCUGAGGUCAUCCCGCAACUGCUCUAUGUCGUCGUCCCGAUACCUCUGCCCUUGUCUGCGAUUUUGAUCCUCGUUAUUGAUCUCGGAUUUGAACUUUUCGUUGCACUUUCGUUCGCAUGGGAUCAGCCAGAGACUGUGGAUGGACUGAUGCGGCUAGGCCCACGUAAGCCUGUGAACGAACGCUCCAUCAACGCCCUCAAGUCGCGCGCCCUUCGUCGAACGAAGACCCUCCGCCGCGACCCCGAAACAAACGACAUUAUACCGCCCUCCCGGGGGAGCGUCGUCCUCGGAAAACUCAGAGCACCAUUCACGCGUGAAUUCUGGGAGGACAAGUUCGAGAAGACGGAAAACGAGACGCUUGUGGACAAGAAGUUACUCAGUUAUGCCUAUCUGGAAGCGGGUAUGAUCGAGACCGUUGGAUGCUUGGUCGCCUACUUCGUGGUGUUUUUCGCAUCUGGCUUCUCUCCUUCUGAUCUGGUUCGCGCUCAGAAGGCAUCCGUCAAUCAUGGUGUGUUCGGCUCGGCACGUCAGAUGUGGUGCUGGUGCUUACCUUCAACUGGUACAGGCACGGCGUUCUUCACAAAACACAGUCCAGACUUCAUUAACUAUCAAGGAAAAUCGAUUAAUGCUCAUCAACAAAUCAACGCGCUGGCCAAGGCACAAUCAAUAGUGUACCUAUCCGUUUUCAUCCAGCAAUGUUUCAAUGUGUUUGCGGUCAAAGCCAACUUCCGCUUCCCCUUCGGUCGCCGUGUCAUCGGCAACAAGUGGAACUUCGCUGGUAUCUUUGCAGGCGCGUGCUUGGGCAUGUUCAUCAUCUAUACGCCUCCGCUUCAUGUCGUCUUCGGCGGCACGGACAAACUCAGCCCGCUUUACUGGCUGAUACCUGUCGGAUUUGGCUGUGUGAUGCUGGCCUGGGCAUGUAUCCGGGUUCUAUUGAUGAAGAAGGCAAUCGAGGACAAACGCGUCAAGGAUAUCAAAGGACUGAUGAUGUUGACGUUUGCCCGCAAUGUUCCAAACACAUAUUACGCAAGCAGUACAGCACCACGAGGAUACGUACCAUGCAUGUACUAUCGCGUCAUGUACCGCGCUGUAUCUGUCAUCUGUCCUCUGUGA
Punctularia strigosozonata HHB-11173 SS5 is the source of this 3429-nucleotide messenger RNA. Its product is annotated as aminophospholipid-transporting P-type ATPase. The transcript is spliced from 22 exons. The record is from RefSeq and is a predicted model, not a curated record. Gene Ontology annotation, cellular component: membrane. NCBI's taxonomy places the organism in Eukaryota, Fungi, Basidiomycota, Agaricomycetes, Corticiales, Punctulariaceae. Gene Ontology annotation, molecular function: P-type sodium:potassium-exchanging transporter activity; ATP hydrolysis activity; ATP binding. Gene Ontology annotation, biological process: sodium ion export across plasma membrane; intracellular potassium ion homeostasis; proton transmembrane transport. Bases 1 to 3429 code for a protein of 1142 amino acids.